UGUUUGUAAACAACAUGGCUGUCAAAUUUAUUUUCAGUGACUAGGAGGCCUAGAUUUUUUUGUUUUGUUUUAACUUAAUUAUUUAAAUGGUACAAAAUAAAUGCACAUUUCUAAAAUCAAAGAUUCAAAAUGCCAACUAUUUCAAAUUUGAAAGAUACAACCAGACAAGAAUCAAUUCCUUCAACAGCGAAGUUAAUAGAGACAGUAAAAUAUUUGCAAGAAAAAUUGGAGCAAAGUCAAGAUGAAACUCACGAAGUCUCAAAUCAAUUAUCCUGUCUCAUUUCUUUAGUUAAACGAUCAUGGAUGGGGGACAGAGUAGCAUCCUACCAUGUGGCAAACAUUAUUGGCAUACCUGUUCCAGAUGAAGUUGGAAAAAUUAAUUUACCAUUUGUAGAUUCUAAGGCAAAAGCCAUUAUGAAUUGGGAGAGAUUUACAUUACGUUUAUUAGAUAAUGAAUAUAAAACUGUAAAAGAUGAAAUAAAAGAACGACAACAGCAUUAUAUAAAUUAUCGAGAAUUAUACAUGGAUCACAUAUUAAACACACAUCAGGAAGAAAUGUCUCACUUAGCACUACACAAAGACGUUGACAGAAAAUUUGUUAAGCAGUAUAAGACUGGAAGUCGGCUACCCAGUGGUAAAAAUAAAAGGAAAUGUCCAUCUGCAACUAAAAGACCAGGAAAAAUAGCUGAGGAAAUUGUGGACAAAGUAGAUAUAGGACUACAUAAUUUACUUUUAAACCCAGAUACUAAUGGCCGAUCUAAUCAUAGUAACGGUAGUUCUAAUACAAUAUAUAAAAAUGGAACGUGCUUAAAUUCACAAACCAAUGGAACAUAUGAUGAUUCUAGCAGAUACACAAAGGCUAAUUUAUUUAAUACAGAAGAUGUUUUGGGUAAAGCAGCAUUCUUUAAGAAAAAACGUCCAGUUAGUGCCACAUUACUGAGAGAAAGGGAUAAUCUACGAUCUAGACCUAGAAGUGCUACAACUGGAUUUCCUCCGCACACGACAGAGAGACCAUUGAAAUAUGAAACAACUAAACCUGUUUCGGCAGGUAAAAAAAAAUCAGAAAAUGACAGAUGUGGAUCAUUAGAACAUGGAAGUUCAAGGGGUAUAGAUAACAGUAGAGAAGCAGUAUUAAUAGAACAGACAAAAGCUAAGGCAGAAUUACAGUUCAGAAUCAAAUCAGCAACCAAACGACCAUCCAGCAUUGACAAGUUUGUAGAGGAUAUGAAAAAUAUGACAGAAAUGGAGACAAAAUAUAAACAAUCUACCGUCAGCUUACAAAAAAAAUUAGGACUUGAAAACAAAGGCAUGAUAUAUUAAAAUAAAUUUUUAUUGUAUGUUGUGAUGUUUUUUUACAUAAUGUGUGUAUUUUUGAGUUGCUUAAGCAUAUUGAUUCUAUCUAAUGGUAUAGGAUUAAUGUUUAUAUUGUGAUUCCGAUAUAACGAUAUUAUUCAGGAUGAUAUUCCAUCUUAUUUGUUGUAUUGUUUAUUAAGUCAAAAAUAUAUUUUUAUUAUUGUAUUUUACAUAAACAUCAAAGAAAAAAACUACAGCAUUACUCUAGUCCAUUUUGAUAUAAAUUAUUACAUUAGUUUUUCCAUGGACCUUAUAAUACAGGGUCCAUGGUUUUUCAAAUUCUAUUUGUUGAACUAUUUGCAACAAGCAAAAAAAAAAAACCAAAAAAACCCCAGACAACAUGAAACAAAUUUGAAUUAACUACAUGGGUCCUUUUUUUCUAUUACCGGUAUUCAAACAACUUUAACCCUCUUCAUAAAUCAUUGUUUGCUGCACACAAAUCAUAUAAUAUGAUAUUGUAUAAAAUUCAUUAUAUUUAUUUUCUCGUUACACUUCAUAAUGUCUCUUAAUUUUUAUUUGCAAGAGGUUUUAUUAAAGGGCACACAUCAAAAAAACCAAACUAUUUCAAUCAACUUAUGGUUGAAUUUAAGAUGAAGUAAAUCUAGUCCACUACACACUUUUCAUAUUAUGAUUUAAAGAUACAUUAGUUAAGGGUUUGAUGAAGAGUUGGUCAUUCUUGCUAUAAUAAUUCAAAAAUAGAUGAUGAAAAAAGAAAAUAUUGAAAAUUUCAUUCAAAUUACUUCAUUCUCAGCCAAGUUAACAUUGUUUGUAGUUUUGACAAGAUGUGUGCACAGUGGUAACCAGGGCACUGGUAUAAUCGGGACUUAGGGUCGCUUUCCCAUUUUUAAAUUAAACUUUAAAAUGGCGAACUGUUUUAAUCUAGUUAAAAUCUUGAGUAUCCGAUGCCAUCGAAAGUCGAUUAUAGUCUUGUUCUGUUAAUAAAUGUCAAAUUAAUAGUUUAUAUAACAUUUCGGGCCUAAAGAAAGACAUACAAUGGGUAGAUUUACCUCUUGCAUAGUGUAUGUUUAACUAAGAUUAUUCACCUGGGAGUAGAUAACCAAAUAUCCUGUUUAUACAUCCCCAUUCCCCAAAAGAUACUAAAAUGUGUAUAUUUUACAAUAAAAGUCGUUCUGUAAUCUUGUGGUACAGCAUGGUAAAUACUUCCCCAAAUUUCAUGUAGAUGGUGUUCUUGUAGUUUUAAUAGUGUCAUUGGUUGUGAAUUUGUUGGUUAUUCUUGUCUAACCCACAUAAGUAUCUCUCAUAUUUUAAGUAUGAUACCCAUUAUAACUUGUAUUUAUGUAGAAGCUGAUUAUCAUUGAAUCCCUCUGAUCAUUCAAUUUCGUUGAUGUUAAAGAAUAAUGUUAUUUUGAAUCAUUCCAUCCAGUAGCCUACUGUAUAUGUAAUAGACCAUUUUACCAAAAUCUUAUAUUUAUAAAAACUUUAAUAAAUUGAAUGUCU
Patella vulgata (common limpet) is the source of this 2811-nucleotide messenger RNA. RefSeq lists its product as uncharacterized. The transcript has 9 exons. The record is from RefSeq and is a predicted model, not a curated record. Bases 130 to 1320 code for a protein of 396 amino acids. Lineage: Eukaryota; Metazoa; Mollusca; Gastropoda; Patellidae.